Molecule: messenger RNA, 2520 nt
Organism: Closterium sp. Yama58-4
Lineage: Eukaryota; Viridiplantae; Streptophyta; Zygnematophyceae; Desmidiales; Closteriaceae
Source: the annotation of a GenBank genome assembly
AUGCCUGUGAUGGUUACAGCUGUCCUUCCUUCUGCUUCCCCUGCUUCCUCCCUUUCCACCUCUGCCGCCACUGCUUCUGCCUUCGUCCCCUCCUCUAUCUCUGUGGUUCCAACCACCUCGUCUGCCUUUGCUCCUUCAUCAGUCUCUGGGCAAGUUUUGUCCUCGGGGGUAGUUGCGGCCUCUAGGGUGGAAUCAGGUUCUGGCGCGGUACUGUGGGGUGUGAGUGGCUCUAGUGCGGUUCUUGAGCGGCACGAAGAAGGAGGAGUGGCAGGGCAUGAGAUGGGGCAUGAUUUGGGGGAAGGCGUGUAUCUCCCAAUGACCCUCGACUCCCCCCCCCCACCGCCACUCUCUGCCGCCCGCCAGGGGCCUGUGAGGCGGCUGUUUGGGGAUAGUGAGAGCACGGCAGGGGACGCAGGCGCAGGGGGCUUGGGGGGCAUGGGGAUGGGGGAUCGUGUGGGAGGCGUGGGAGGAAUUGAAGCAGGAGGAAUGGGAGCAGGAGGAGUGGUUGGGUUUUUCGGGGACAAUGCGAUUAUGGCAGGGGAUGUAGACAGUGAGGGUUGCAUGGCUAUGGUGAAUGGUGUGGAGAUCGGCUCUAGUGAUGGUGUGGGUUACUAUACUGGUCACUGGCGAGCCUUUGUUCCUUCCUCUGCCUCCUCUCUGCCCUCUAACCAUCCCUCACUUCCCUCGUCCCAUUCCUCCCAUUUCUCCUCCUCUCACUCCACUCUCUCCUCCUCUCUCUCCACCCCUCUCUCCUCUUCACACUACACUGUGCCAUCCGCCCCUCUCCGCUCCACCUCCCCUGCCUUCACCCCCUCCAAGCUCUCACUUCAUUCCGCCCCCUUCACCCCUUCCUCUGCCUUCAUAUCCCCACCACCUCCCCACACACGCCCAUCUGUGGCCUUCCCCACUGCUCCCUCUGCUGCUGCUGUCACUUUUGCCAAAACUACUGUCUCUGCCACUGCUGCUUCUGCCACUGCUUCACCUGCAGCAAAACAUGCACCUUUUGCUUCAGCAAGUGCUCCCAGCACUCCUGCUGCAAAGGCAGGACCACCGGCAGCAGCAGCAGCAGCAGCAACAGCAGCAACAGCAACAGCAACAGCAGCAGCAACACCGGCAUCGGCACCGCCAGCAGCAGCAGCAGCAGCAGCAGCAGCAAUGGUCUCCUCAAUCUUCAAGCAGGAUGGGACGAAUCCUGCUGGCACAUCGUUGAGAGCAGGCGCAGAGGAAUGGCUGGGACCACAGAGUGUAGCAGCAGAGGUUUCUGGUGGGAUGGAGGAGUGGCAGGGGCAGCAGAGUGCAGGGCUGAGAGUAUCUGGUGUGCCAGCAGGAGCAGGAAUGAGCAGUAGCAGUGGGUACGGACGUGGGGGGUAUGGAAGCGGAACCGACGUGAUGUCAGCUGGCAUGGCAGCAGGACCGACGGCAGCAGGCACGGCAGCAGGCACGGCAGCAGGUAUGGUGACGGGCGUGGCAGCAUACGAGCCUAGUGGUUCAGCAGGAAUGCAAUCAGGCAUGGCAGUUUUAGCUGGUCCGGAUGUCUGGUCCGGGGCUGCUGUUCAUGGUUCGGAAGCUGCAGCUGGCUGGAGUUCCCUGGAAGGGUAUGCAGGUUCGGCAGGUCCUUGGGCAGGUAUGGGAGGACAUGCUGGUCCGGGCUUGUGGUCCGGUACAAGUGAUGGUGUGGCAGGUGGUGGUGCAGUUGUAGGGGGGGUAGUGGGAGGAAUGUGGGGAGGGAUGGGGGAAACGGGUGUGCAUGGUAUGGCUGUUGGCAUGGUGCCGGGAGGAAUGAUGAUGGGUGGGUAUGGUAUGCAUGUGCAUGGGGUUGGGGAGGAGGAGGGGGGCUUUGAUGGGAGUGGUGGGGGGGGAGUUGCUCCCUUGCAUUGUCCUGUAUGCCACGUCAAGGGGCUUCUUGUAGUCUGCAUUGCGCUCCUCCUUGCGACUUCCGCGACGGCGCAGCGUGGACCGCCUGGCGGAGGCCCUCCCGGAGGCCAGCAGCCCGGGGGGGCGCGCGGAGGACCUGGCAGGUCUGGCGGACCCGGCGGGCCUGGCGGGCCUGGCGGGCCUGGCGGGCCUGGCGGGCCUGGCGGGCCUGGCGGGCCUGGCGGGCCUGGCGGGCCUGGCGGACCUGAUGGCCCGCGCGGUCCUCCGCUGAACUUGACGGUCGUCGGCAAUCUGACGGGGGACGUUGGUGCGCGAUUGGCUAACUGCUCCGCGGACCCAACAUUUCUCGACGGCCACUUUCACCUCGCCAUCUUCAAGAACGCGAGCGGAAAUUACAACCUGGCGGUCGACGCGCUCCUCGUUGGCGCCACGGGCGGGCCGCCCGACUCCCUCGCGAUCGUGCAAGGCGCCGUCUGUGACUCUUCCGCCUCCGCCGCCGCGGUUCCAUCCCAAAAUUACAAAAGGAUGGGUUGGUCGCAUGUUGCUGCGAGGCUCGCUCACCUAGUAGGACCUUUUCGUGAAGACGAUUGCUCCCUAGUGUUAGCAAUGUCUGUAUUGGGUGAAUGUGUAUUUGUACUGCUGUAA